UCAGCUUUAGUCAUAGUGAUCACAUAGAAAGCUUUUCUCAAAAUUCAGUUGGGCUGUUAACGACUGUGGUUUUAGAAGCUGACUCUGAUUCGCAUAAAAGGGGUUGGUGGCAUUCAAAGACGUGGCUGUGGACUUCACCCAGGAGGAGUGGGGCCUCUUGGACCAUCCUCAGAAGGAGUUGUACAAGGGGGUCAUGCUGGAGAAUGCCCAGAACCUGCUCUCCCUGGGGCUGCCAGUUCCCAGAGAAGACGUGAUCUCUUACUUUGAGCAAAGGGAAGCCCCAUGGAUGCUGGAGCAAGAAGGCCUGAGGAGCUGCUGUCCAGAAGGAGAGAUCAGCCUGGAAAUGAAAGAAACUACUACAGAACUAACCCUUUCUGUAGAAGAAACUCACAAGCAAAGAUUCAUGAGUGAUGACUUCAAUUGGAGAGAAGUCUGCACAACACCUGAGAGUAUUGACGCUGGAGAGAAACCGUAUGACUGUAAUCAAUGUGGAAAGGGUUUUACAGAGAAGAAAUAUCUGAUUGCAGAUCAGAGAAUCCACGCUGCAGAGAAAUCUUAUAAAUGCCAUCAGCGUGGAAAGACAUUUACAUGGAAGGAUGGUCUUCUUCAACAUCAGACGUUCCACACUGGAGAGAAAUCUAAUAAAUGCAAUCAUUGUGGAAAUGCUUUUAUACAGAGGGCUCAUCUUAUUGUACAUCAGAGAGCAUACUCUGGAGAGAAACCUUUUGAUGGUAAUCUGUGUGAAAAGGCUUUUAGAGAGAAGAGAUGUCUUGUUGCACAUCAGAGGAUACAUAGUGGAGAGAAACCUUAUGAAUGUAAUCAAUGUGGACAAACUUUUAAACAGUGGGAAAGUCUUAGUCUGCAUCAGAGAAUCCACAUUAGAGAGAAACCUUAUAAAUGUGAUCAAUGUGGAAAGGCUUACAGAUGGAAAGACAGUCUUGUUGAACAUCAGAGAAUCCACACUGGAGAGAAACCUUAUAAAUGUAAUCAAUGUGGAAAGUCUUUUAGAGGUAGGAAGUCUAUUGGUGAACAUCAUAGGAUCCACACUGGAGAGAAACCUUAUGAAUGCAAUCAAUGUGGAAAGGCUUUUACAAGGAGGGCUCGUCUUAUUAUGCAUCAGAGGACCCACACUGGAGAGAAACCAUAUGAAUGUUAUCAAUGUGGAAAGACUUUUACACGAAUGGAUGGCCUUAUUAAACAUCAAAGAAUUCACACUGGAGAGAAACCUUAUGAAUGUAAUCAAUGUGGAAAGACUUUUACAUGGAAGCGCAGUCUUGUUAGACAUGAAAGAAUCCAUAAUGGAGAGAAACCUUAUGAUUGUAAUCAAUGUGGAAAGACUUUUAGAUUGGAGAGAUGUCUUACUGCUCAUCUGAGAAUCCACACUGGAGAGAAACCUUAUGAGUGUAAUCAAUGUGGAAAAGCUUUCAGAUGUAUGUCCAGUCUUACUGAACAUCAGAAAAGCCAUACUGAAGAAAAAUGUUAUAAAUGUAAUUAUUGUGGGAAGACUUUUACAUGGAAGUGCCGUCUGGUUAGGCAUGAAAGAAUCCAUAAUGGAGAGAAACCUUAUGAUUGUAAUCAAUGUGGAAAGACUUUUAAAUUGGAGAGAUGUCUUACUGCUCAUCUGAGAAUCCACACUGGAGAGAAACCUUAUGAGUGUAAUCAAUGUGGAAAAGCUUUCAGAUAUAUGUCCAGUCUUGUUGAACAUCAGAAAAGCCAUACUGAAGAAAAAUGUUAUAAAUGUAAUUAUUGUGGGAAGACUUUUACAUGGAAGUGCCGUCUGGUUAGGCAUGAAAGAAUACACACUGGAGAGAAACCUUAUGAGUGUAAUCAAUGUGGAAAAGCUUUCAGAUAUAUGUCCAGUCUUGUUGAACAUCAGAAAAGCCACACUGAAGAGAAAUGUUAUAAGUGUAAUCAUUGUGGAAAAACUUUUACAUGGAAGCGCAGUCUUGUUAGACAUGAAAGAAUCCAUACUGGAGAGAAACCUUAUGACUGUAAUCAAUGUGGAAGGGCUUUCAGAUUGAAGAGAUGUCUUAUUGCUCAUCUGAUAAUCCACACUGGAGAGAAACCUUAUGAUUGUAAUCAAUGUGGAAAGUCUUAUACAUAUAAAGAGGGCCUUGUUAAACAUCAGAGGAUCCACACUGGGGAGAAACCU
This is a messenger RNA of Trichosurus vulpecula (common brushtail), 2152 nucleotides long. RefSeq names its product zinc finger protein 883-like. The transcript has 4 exons. The annotation marks the transcript as partial. Gene Ontology annotation, molecular function: DNA-binding transcription repressor activity, RNA polymerase II-specific. The record is from RefSeq and is a predicted model, not a curated record. NCBI's taxonomy places the organism in Eukaryota, Metazoa, Chordata, Mammalia, Diprotodontia, Phalangeridae. Gene Ontology annotation, biological process: negative regulation of transcription by RNA polymerase II.